AUGUCGGACGGCGGCGUUCUGACAUCGCCUGAAGUUCUAUAUACGAAUGCCGUUACCCCGACAUCAUCUGACGACACAUCAACGAAAAGAAUGAUGUCGGACGGCGGCGUUCUGACAUCGCCUGAAGUUCUAUAUACGAAUGCCGUUACCCCGACAUCAUCUGACGACACAUCAACGAAAAGAAUGGUGGCCCAUUCUAGCGAGCAUGGAUUUUCAGGCUCACCUGCUUCAGAUCAAGUUCGAAUACCAAACGUGAUAGUCAUGGUAGGGCUACCGGCCCGUGGCAAAACGUACAUUUCGAAGAAACUUUGUCGAUAUCUGAAUUGGAUCGGCAUUAAAACCAGAGUAUUCAAUGUUGGUGAAUACCGUCGCACGGAAGCAAAUGCUGCUGAUGCUGUUCAUGGAGCGAACGCCUCGUUCUUCUCCCCAAACAAUGCCGCCGCCCUCAAAGUACGAAAUGAGUCAGCUCGUCGGGCGAUGAAUGAUAUGGCGGACUGCUUGAAGUCGGGCGCGUGCAAUGUCGCAAUAUUCGACGCUACUAAUACGACGAGGGAACGUCGAAAAACAAUCAACGAAUUCUGUCAGAAGAACUGGUUACGAUGCUUCUUCAUUGAGUCUGUCUGUGAUGAUGAACGUAUCAUCGAUAGUAACAUAACAGAUGUGAAGGUAAACUCACCUGACUACAAGGGAUUGAUGUCCGCCGAGCAAGCGAAGGAGGAUUUCUUGAAGCGAAUCGAGAACUAUAAGCAACAGUUCAUCAAUGCCGGGCGUUCCUUCUUCGUGCACAAUGUCCAAGGGCAUGUUCAAAGUCGUGUUGUUUACUUCCUGAUGAACAUUCAUCUUCUGCCGCGAAGCAUCUUCUUAACAAGACACGGUCAAAGCGAAUAUAACGCAAUGGGACGUCUUGGCGGUGAUUCACCGUUAACUGCUGAAGGUGAAAAGUACGCGGAAGCCUUGGGUAGAUUUUUCGAGAAAGCACAAAUUUCCGAUCUUCGAAUUUGGUGUUCUCAAAAGGUUCGCGCUGCUCAAACAGCACAAAAACUGAAAUCGGCAUUCCACACUGAAUAUUGGAAAGCGUUGGAUGAAAUUGAUGCCGGAAUAUGUGAGGGUCUCACCUAUGACGACAUUCAGCAG
This is a messenger RNA of Ostertagia ostertagi, 1134 nucleotides long. The record is from the annotation of a GenBank genome assembly. NCBI's taxonomy places the organism in Eukaryota, Metazoa, Nematoda, Chromadorea, Rhabditida, Trichostrongylidae.